ACAGAGACAAAAUUAUAGUUAAGAUCCAGUAAAUGGCUUCAUUUAUUAGUUGCAAAACAUAGUUAUUUGAAAUUCUUAUGUGCUGCCAUGAGAUGUGAUCUAGAAAUUAUUACUUUGUGAUAUUAUUAACAUGGAAGAUCUACAGAAGUUUACAAGUGCUGCUAUGGAUUCAGUGCUAGAAAAGGAAUCUGAUGAACCAUUUAUUCCAAAAAAACUUGGGGUUAUCAUGAGCACUAACCCUGAAAUUGCUCAGGCCAUCCUGAGUGGGUUGUCAGCAGUGCAAGUGAGCCGCCUCCUGAGCACAUGCCGCUUAUGGAAUUCUGUUGGCCUCAAAGAACUUCGGCGACGAAAAAACUUUCACUUUAUCUCUUUAUCUUUUGAUCGUGUCCGGGAUGGGGAGACUAGAGAUUCCAAAAGACUGGAGAUGGAGAAUAAGAUGCGGUUGUGGGCACAGCGGUGGCGGUCAGUCCCUGGCUUCUGUCUGGUGCUGCAUGACAAACGCCAGAAAUAUUCUGCUGUUCCCAUAGGAAAUUUGCCGUCAUAUCGUAAACUUCUGCCGCCAGCCUGCCCUGCUGUAGAAGUAUUCUGCGAUGGUGGCAUCAUUUCCACAGAAGAAGUGAUGGCACACCGUCGAUAUGUGUAUAAAAAUAUAUCGUUUUGUGAAUCACCCGAGUGCCCAAACCUGGCUUUUUCCCCGAACACUACGCUACUCCCUAAAAUGGCCAAUACAGAUGCUUGUACUAUUAAUAAUAGUCAAGUUGCUAAAGUUGAAACAUUACAUGGAAUGAAGCGUCCUCUUGCUGAUCCUGAGGGUUGUGCUUCACCUUCAGUCAAGGUUCGAAGAUCAGCUAUAAUUAAUCAGUCUUUGGACCAAACACCUGUUGCCCUGGACAUAUCGAUGCCACAGUCUUCAAGUUCAGAAAACAGCUCAGAUUCGGACACAAGUGUUGUCCGAUCCUUGUAUCAAGAGCAGUUCCCAAUCCUUGCAACAAGAGCUCAGCAGGAGAAGGCCAGCUUAAAUUGUGCUCUCUGCCGUAACGUUCUGAGGCACAAUGUUGGUCCGAGCACUGCAGUAUCUGCUUGGCCGGACUUUCCUGAAUUAACCAUGAUGUGCUUCCCAGACGUUCCUGGUGUCACUUUUCGUCCUCUGAAAAUUACCAAGAAGCAAACGAACGUCAACUCGUCAAAUUCUACGGAAGACCUGGUAACGUGGCAUGGUUGCCUAAAAAAGGAAGAUCGGGUCAGAGCCGUGCUGUUCUUUGAAGAUUUAAGUGUGGACUCCGUGCCUUACGUUCAGCAGCUUAUCAAAAGAGAGCAAGGCAACGUGGCGGUGGUGGGAGGAAAAUCUUUUGAGUGGGGCUAUACCAAGCGGCAGGCAAGGAAAGGUAUCCUCGGCAUGGCGGUUUGUGGUGAGAACGUGACGGCAGCAAGCGUUGGCAUCUCCACGGCGGUGGAGGACGUGGACAUGACAAGUCAAGCCAUGUCUAAGUUCCGGAAGUUCUAUGAUCCGAACAAGACCAGCGUUGCCUUUUUCAUCACCUGCAGUGAACGACGCCAUGGACGCCAUGAGGAGGACCAAAUUUUUAUAAAUCCUGCGUAUGAGGUGAAGAUGUUCAGGAAGAUGUACCCCACUACCCCAGUGUUUGGGGCCUUCGUCGACGCCGAGACUUGCUUCGAGUUUCUGCCUCAUCCUCCCGGCAGCGUUGAAUGGCAAUUACAGCAAGAAAAAAACAAAGAAAAGUUGGCUAUGUCAACUAAUAGUCUGUCAAAUGUAAUCCAGUUCAGCGUUUCAACUUGCAUUUUAUUUAUGCAGUUCGAGUGACUGCAAUAGAAGUAUAGCUGGCAACGUCCACAUUUCCAUUAAGUUUGAUGCUUUGUACUGAAGCAUCGGAUUCAGAUUUGUUCCUAGAACUGAACAGAUUCUUCUAUUAAAUUUUGUCAACUGAAGGGGAAUUUUGCUUUUGUUUACGAGGAAUUUAUGGCAUGUCAACUCAACGAUGCGAUCAUUGCAAUCCAUGUAACAACGAUCCAAUCGAGUAUAGAGAAUCGAUUGCGAUUGCCUUUCUCCAGUUAAAGCGACUGCAAUUUUAUUUCCCCAGUUCUAUCGACUGCAAUUUAAUUUCUGCAGUUAUAUUUCUGCAAUGGAUGGAUCAUAUAAUUCAUAUUAGACCCUCUUACUGCACGUACCUCUGAUAUGAUCUUGUUUCACACCAAAUGGUUUCAGGAUGACCCGCACAAUGGCUAAAUGUGCGUCGCUAUUUGGAUAGGUCUCUCUAAGGGAGUUUAGGUACGAUUGGAAUCUAUGGACCUGGUGGAUCUAUGUGGGAAUGGGAAUCUAUCACAUUCCCAUUAAAUAGAAUGGUUUGCCUUCAAGCAUUUGAUGGAUUUGUUUCCGGGACUGGACCUAACCUUCUGUGUUUAUUAGUUACUUGAAGAGUACGACGUCCGCGUUGCCUUGAAUCGUAGUUCUGACUAGUAUUCAUGAUAAUUUUUUUCAACGAGUGGCGAGUUACGAGCAGUAUAUACCUUGUGCAUGGCGACUUGUGUGUCAUUGCUUUUGAAUACUGCUUGGUAAGUUCUUUUUUGCAAGUUGACAGGUUUAGGCGCUUUUGUUGGUAUAUCAAGGUUGCAUGAAUUAAUUUUCUAUACAAA
This is a messenger RNA of Hyalella azteca, 2652 nucleotides long. RefSeq lists its product as uncharacterized. Lineage: Eukaryota; Metazoa; Arthropoda; Malacostraca; Amphipoda; Hyalellidae. The transcript has 10 exons. Gene Ontology annotation, biological process: positive regulation of proteasomal ubiquitin-dependent protein catabolic process; protein polyubiquitination. The record is from RefSeq and is a predicted model, not a curated record. The coding region runs from base 131 to 1822 and encodes 563 amino acids.